UGCGUGGCUUCUGCCCGCCACCUGCCUCCUUCUUCGCUUCCCUCCUUCCCUCUCUGUCUGUUUGGUCUCUCCCUCGCGCCACUGGCAACGACGAUGUCGGGAUUCCUCUUGCUCGUUGCCGCGCUCCCGGCCGCCAUCGUCGCUUACGUCCUCUUCCAUGCCCUACACUACCUCUACCGCGACCUCACCUUCUCGCUGGCGCACAUUGGUGCCCCCAAGAGCGCGAGCUGGCUGCUGGGCAACUUCGGGGAGAUGAUGGCGGACCCAGAGCGGACGGAAAAGUGGCGGCGCGAGUUUGGCGCUAAUUUUACGUUCAAGACGCUGUUCGGGGUCCGUGAGCUCCAUACAUCGGACACCCGCGCCAUCGCCCACGUCUUUGCCAACGCAUCGGUCUACCAGAAGUCGCCUAUCACCCUUGCGAAUAUGAAGCGGCUGCUUGGCACGGGCCUGCUGUCAAUUGAGCUGGACGAGCACAAGCGUCAGCGUCGAAUCCUGACACAAGCCUUUGGCCCUGCGCAAAUUCGGCUCUUCACGGAGACGUUCUACCAAAAAGCAGCCCAACUUCGCGAUAUCUGGGCGGGCGAGCUGUCGGAGAACGAGGCGGCCGGUCGGGACACAACGAUCGACGUGUUUGCAUGGCUGAGAAAGAUGACAUUAGAUGUUAUUGGCGAGGCUGGCUUUGACUACCAGUUCCACUCUCUGUCGCGGGACCAGAACGCCGAGACGGCCAAGUCGGACGAGUUGGAGGACCUCUUCACCGAGGUUCUGCAUUCGCCCAAGGCCCCGAGAAACGUCAUGUUUCGGCUGGCGCAGAACAUCUACCCGGUUUUGCGGUUGAUUCCCCUUCCUGGUACGCGCGUGUUACAUGCGCUGCGCAUGAAGAUGGACGGUAUUGGCUUCCAAAUUCUGGCGCGGAGCAAGGCGGCCGUCGUCCGUGGGGCGAACCUGGGCUCGAAAGCGGGGGAGAAGAGCGAGACGAACGGGUCAGGCAACAUCGGACGCGGGGAGGGGAGGGAUUUGCUGUCAAUCUUGCUCAAGGCGAAUAUGUCGCCCGACAUCAAGGAGAGCCAGCGGAUGACGGACAUGGAGGCCAUCGGACAAAUUCCGACGUUUUUGUUUGCUGGACACGAAACUACCAGCUCGGCCGUUUCGUGGUCUCUCCACGCCCUCUCCGUCAACACUGCUGCCCAAACUAAACUCCGGGGCGAGAUUCUGGCGUUAGCAGCGCGGACCCCGCACCCUACACUGGACGAACUGACCGCGCUGCCUUACAUGGAGUGUGUCAUCCGCGAGACCCUUCGGCUUCACCCGCCCGCGGUCGCGGCCCAGAGGAUGGCCAUGCAGGACGACGUUCUCCCGUUGGGCAAGACAUAUCUCGACCGUUGGGGGAAGGAGUACGACAGCAUGCCUUUGAAGAAAGGACAGCUGAUUCAUAUCCCCAUCCGCGCGGUCAACACGGACAAGGAGAUCUGGGGCUCAGACGCGGAGGAAUUCCGCCCCGAACGAUGGACCCCGGGAUCGCCGCUCCCGCCCGCUGUCGCGGGCAUACCGGGCGUGUACGCUAACCUGCUCACCUUCUUGGGCGGGCCACAUAGCUGCAUCGGGUACCGCUUCUCCAUCGCCGAGUUCCGCGUAACGCUCUUCACACUCCUCUGUGCAUUCGAGUUUGCCGCCGUUGAGGAGAUCGGCGGCACGAGCACUGGCCUGCAGAAGCCUAUGGUGAAGCGCCAGCCCGAGCGCGGUAGUUGUCUCCCGUUAGGCGUCAAGGCGUAUGUCGCGUGA
Mycena indigotica is the source of this 1782-nucleotide messenger RNA. RefSeq lists its product as uncharacterized. NCBI's taxonomy places the organism in Eukaryota, Fungi, Basidiomycota, Agaricomycetes, Agaricales, Mycenaceae. The transcript has 11 exons. The record is from RefSeq and is a predicted model, not a curated record. Gene Ontology annotation, molecular function: heme binding; iron ion binding; oxidoreductase activity, acting on paired donors, with incorporation or reduction of molecular oxygen. Bases 94 to 1782 code for a protein of 562 amino acids.